AUGUCUAUAAGCAGGAACAAGUUAAUUUUACUACUAGGAAUGAUCUGCUUGGAACAAAGUGAAUCUACAACUCUUUCUCUCUCCAAAGCUUCCAACUGUGGGCAGAGUCUGGUUAAGGUACAGCCUUGGAAUUACUUUAACAUUUUCAGUCGGAUUCUUGGGGGAAGCCAGGUGGAGAAAGGUUCCUAUCCCUGGCAGGUGUCUCUGAAACGAAGGCAGAAGCAUAUCUGUGGAGGAACCAUCAUCUCUCCACGGUGGGUGAUCACGGCUGCUCACUGUGUUGCAAGCAGAAACAUUGUGUCAACUUUGAAUGUUACUGCUGGAGAACAUGACUUGAGCCAGGCAGAACCAGGAGAACAGACACUCACCAUUGAAACUGUCAUCAUACACCCACAUUUCUCCAUCAAGAAACCAAUGAACUAUGAUAUUGCCCUUUUGAAGAUGGCAGGAGCCUUCCAAUUUGACCAUUUUGUGAGGCCCAUAUGUCUUCCAGAACCAGGGGAGCGAUUCAAGGCUGGAUUUAUUUGUACAACUGCAGGCUGGGGCCGCUUGACUGAAGAUGGUGUCCCCCCGCAAGUCCUACAUGAAGUGAAUCUGCCUAUUUUGACCCAGAAAGAGUGUGUGGCAGCCCUCUUAACCCUAAAGAAUCCCAUCAGUGGGAAGACAUUUCUCUGCACAGGCUUCCCUGAUGGAGGGAGAGAUGCCUGCCAGGGUGAUUCAGGAGGCUCGCUUAUGUGCCGAAAUAAGAAAGGGACCUGGACUGUGGCUGGUGUGACUUCCUGGGGUUUGGGCUGUGGUCGAGGUUGGAGAAACAACAUACAGAAAAAUGAUCAAGGAUCCCCUGGGAUCUUCACAGACCUUAGUAAAGUGCUUCCUUGGAUCUAUGAACACAUCCAAAUUGGGAAUCGGAGAAGGAGUUCCAAAGCCUGGUGCAGUGAGCAGGAUGGUGUAAUCAGCGGGUCUGAGGGGAAGCUCUACUUCCCAGAAAGCCUCCACCUGUAUUAUGAGAACAAGCAACUGUGUGUCUGGACCUUGUUGGUACCAGAGGAAAUGCAUGUGUUGCUCAGUUUUUUUCGCUUGGAUGUCGAGUCUUGUCAUCACAAUUACCUGUCAAUAUAUUCUUUAGAAGACAGACUCAUUGGAAAGUUUUGUGGAGGAAGCCUCCCCUCAUCUAUUCUUGUUGGUUCCAAUUUUAUCAGGCUGAAGUUCAUAUCUGAUGGCACAGAUUAUGCUACUGGGUUUAACCUCACCUACAAAGCUCUUAAACCAAACUACCUUCCUGAUUCAGGUUGCAGUUCCUUAGCUGUCCUUUUUGAAGAAGGCCUCAUACAGAGUCUUAACUAUCCUGAAAACAACAGUGACGUGGUUGAUUGUAACUGGAUCUUUCAAGCCCCCAAACAUCACCUAAUUAAGCUUUCAUUUCAGAGUCUGGAAGUAGAAGAAAGUGGGGACUGCACUUCCGACUAUGUGGUAGUGCACAGCGACGUAGAAAGGAAGAAGGAAAUAGCUCGGCUGUGUGGCUAUGUUGUCCCCACCCCUGUGCUGAGCCCCUCCAGUGUCAUGCUCAUCAGUUUCCAAUCAGAAAACGGGACCUUCAGUGGCUUUCAGGCUACAGUCUCCUUUGUUCCUGAAGCAGUACUCCCAGAUUUAAACAUCUCCAUAUCAGAGAAUGAGUCCAUGUAUCUGGAGACAUGGGAUGUGCCAACUGAAGAAGUCAACGCUUCUGACUGUUCCCAGAAGAGCUGCCUCCAAGUGGUCUUCUCGCCGUCUCCUGAUUCUCCGGUGCGGGUCCUAACCCACCCUUGGUCAGUGCUGGUCACCGACAUGACAGAACGACGCCGGUUUGACAUGUUGGGCGACUCGUUCCGGGUGGGUUCCGCGACGGCGGCGCCGGGCGGGAGGGCCGGGCGAAAAUACGCCGGGGAACGUCCCGCCGGGUCGCGGGAACCCUCACUGGAGGCGGACGAGCGCCGGGCAACGCCCGCCCGGGGCGGGGCCGUGAGGGCAAGGGGCGAGGGGCGGGACGGGGCGCGCCGCGAGGGGCGGGGCGAAACCGAGGGGCGGGGGAGGGGCGGGGUCGGCUCUGGUCCGGAGGAGGCGUGGUGUGGGCUGGGCCUCGCGCGUCCGGGUGCGAGCAGAGGGCGGGGAAGCACCCUGCGGGUCUGGCUUGGGGCGGGAGAUGAGCGAGCCGGCCUUGCGGGCCGGGGUGGCAGAGUUGGGGACAGAAGCGGGGAGGCUGCCUGA
Carlito syrichta (Philippine tarsier) is the source of this 2244-nucleotide messenger RNA. It is a transcript of the gene OVCH2, whose product is annotated as ovochymase 2. Gene Ontology annotation, molecular function: serine-type endopeptidase activity. Bases 1 to 2244 code for a protein of 747 amino acids. The record is from RefSeq and is a predicted model, not a curated record. The transcript is spliced from 17 exons. Gene Ontology annotation, biological process: proteolysis. NCBI's taxonomy places the organism in Eukaryota, Metazoa, Chordata, Mammalia, Primates, Tarsiidae.